AGUAGCUCGGUUCUGCUCAGCUCAGUCGAGGCAACGCCGCAGGUCGGAGUCGAAGUCGCGAGUUCGCGGAGAGUACCUCGUGAAAGCGGCAGGCGAGAGAGGAAGAUUGUGUGUGUGGAGGCGCUCGAUACGCACGCAGUUGCUGCUGCUGGCUGCUGCUGCUACUGCACGACAUCGACGGCGAUCUGACGGAGCGAGGAGACAGUCGAGAAAACCUAGAACGAAGCGAGAAACGGCGAGAUAGACGGGAAAGAGAGAUCGAAACGCAAGUUGGCGAUUGAUUGGGCCAGAGAAAGGAGAGAGAGAGAAAGAGAGGGCGAGAGGAAGAACGAAGCGAGCUCUCUUCUCCUUCGAAUUGAUUCCACGAGAGCGUCGUCGGUCCGCGCAUCGCGCACACCGCAGCAGCAUCGUCGACACCACGACGACGACGACGACGGCGACCGUCGCGCGUCUCGCAUCUCUCUCCGGGAGAAGUCUCUCGUCGUCGCUCUCUCCCGUCGGCCGUUGUCGUCGUAGUAUCUGGCGGAUGGACGCCGGUAAAAAUGCGGUGGUGACAGUGACCGGAUACCGAGGAGAGGACCGACUCCGGAGCAAUUCUCAAGCGGCAAGCGGGUAAUUAUCGUCGUUGUCGAUCGUGUUGCGCGAAAAAGAGAGAAAAAGAGAGAGAUAUAUAUAGAACCGCCGGUGCUUCGCGCUCGAUCGAGUCGUCCGGUAAACGACAGUUUGAAGGAAAUAGAGAACGAGAGAAAGAGAGAGAGAGGGGGAACAAGGGUACUCUCUUCGCGACUCAGCCGGAAGUUAUGACGAACUCGCGCUUUGUUCAAGGACGAAGAAUUGUUCGCGCGCAUGUGUCCAGUAGUGGGAUAUAGUGUCAACGACAAGUCGCCGCUCGCAGAUCUGGAUACCUUGCUGUCGACACCCGCCGGGCCCGGAUUGUCUCAUGUCAGGAUGGCGCUGGCGCGGUACGUACAAUCGUACGGCUCGCCGUUGUCGGAGCUAGGACUUGCGGUGAGCGACUGUGCGCCUCAGACGUCGCGGGUUAGCUCGAACCUGCACAGCAGCAGUAGUAUGGCGGUGAGCCGCGUCCCGAGCCCACCACCGCCGGAAGUGAACACCCCCGUGGCCGAGAACUGGUGUUACACGCAGGUCUUAUGUGCACAGGUGAAGGUGGUUAAGUUCAGCUACAUGUGGACGAUAAAUAACUUCAGCUUUUGCCGUGAGGAGAUGGGAGAGGUACUCAAGUCGUCCACGUUUUCAGCUGGGGCCAACGACAAGUUGAAAUGGUGCCUGAGAGUGAAUCCUAAGGGCCUGGAUGAAGAGAGCAAAGACUACCUGUCGCUGUAUCUCCUUCUCGUUUCGUGCAACAAAUCUGAAGUCAGAGCAAAGUUCAAAUUUUCUAUUCUUAAUGCCAAAAGAGAAGAAACCAAAGCAAUGGAGAGCCAGCGUGCUUACAGGUUCGUUCAGGGUAAAGAUUGGGGCUUCAAAAAGUUCAUCAGGAGAGACUUCCUUCUGGACGAGGCCAACGGACUGCUGCCAGACGAUAAACUCACGAUAUUCUGCGAGGUAUAUACCUUUGUCAGUGUGGUAGCGGACAGUGUAAACAUUUCCGGGCAGAGUAACACGAUACAAUUUAAAGUGCCGGAGUGCCGGUUACCCGAUGAUCUCGGGCUGCUGUUCGAAAACCAAAAAUUUAGCGAUGUAACGCUCACUGUCUGCGGUAGGGAGUUCCAGGCGCACAAAGCGAUUCUCGCAGCACGAAGUCCCGUCUUCUCGGCAAUGUUCGAACACGAGAUGGAGGAAAGAAAGAAAAAUCAUGUGGAUAUCACCGACGUGGAUCAUGAAGUUCUACGGGAAAUGCUGCGAUUUAUUUACACCGGUAAAGCGGCGAAUCUGGAGAAAAUGGCGGACGAUCUGUUAGCCGCGGCGGACAAAUACGCGUUGGAGAGGCUGAAGGUAAUGUGCGAGGAAGCACUUUGCACAAGCUUAGCCAUUGAGAACGCGGCCGAAAUCCUCAUACUUGCCGAUCUCCAUAGCGCCGAUCAGCUGAAGGCACAGGCGAUAGACUUCAUUAAUACACACGCGACGGAUGUGAUGGAUACCGUGGGUUUUAAAUCCAUGGUGAGUUCCCAUCCGCACCUGAUAGCGGAGGCUUUCCGGGCUUUGGCGACCCAGCAGAUCCCACCGAUCGGACCGCCGAGGAAACGAGUGAAACAAAGCUGAAAGCAGUCACCGCUAACUCCGGGCACGACAUCCACCUCGCCCCCACCACUUUUGCAUCCCUCUUGAACCUUUGUGUACAGUGAUAUAAUGAAGUAUAGUAGUGCUAAAUAAAUGUUUCCUAGUGCGCCACCCUCUGGUCUAAAAGAAAAGUCGACAACAAGAGAAUCGACGUGAGAAUCAUCAUCCGAUUGUCGACGGGCCUCGGCUGAGAGAUCAUUCAGAGAUCGAUGGGAGGGGAAAAAGAAUCAUUCUGUCCGUUCGAUCGAAGGCGAGUUUUAUAAAAGCGCUCUCAUAAGCGUCAGUAAUGAGAAUUCGACAUGAUGCGACCAGCAUCAGCGCGCUGCUCACUCCGUUUCCGCGCGUCAAAGAGAAGAACGAGACGUCCGAAAGCCUACGCAUAUCCGCAUUCACAUCCUCACAUCCCCAUUGACGAACCGUACUUCUCAGUCGGCCUGAGCGCGAAUCAGUAACAGCAGCAGUAGCAACAUCAUAGUCGCAUUGUGUUAAUUUUCCUCCAAAGUCAACGCUGAUGCCGAUCGAUCGCUUGGUGAUACGUUCAUACGUAUCAUCAGAUUUAUCAUCGUUAUCGUGAACUCGCUUUCGUUUCCAUUAUCAUCGAGCGGAUGGAUCAGAAGCGAAUGGUCGCACGAGACGUUAGAGACAUGGAAUUGUAUAGCCAGAGAGGACCAAGGAAAGGCGAGGAGUUUCUCUCCACGUGACUCGCCGUCGCGAUUGCCGUAACUACAACAAUAACAACAACAAUAACAACAACCCGCGAUGCACGAAGGAAGUUGUGAUAGACGUCGGCCAGACGAUUUAAACAUUUUGUUCCUUUGUCGAGAGAAAGCACGAGGAGGAAAGAUGGAUUAAACGGAUGUCCCAUAGCCGCCGUACGCUCGACGCGUCGAGCACGGAGAGAAUUAGAUACUUUGUUCGUUUCUACCGAUAGUAGUGAUCUUUUUUUUUAGUUAUUAGCGCGUCUCAAACUCUUCCAAGACGGAGAAAUCAUUCUAGUUAGUGUUCUUUUUUUAUGAUCUCUUUCUCUGAACCACGUAUGUACGAUUUAUUAUUAUAUUAUUACUAUUAAUGCUAUGCAAUCUGUGCCCCAUGUAUUUUUGUAUAUUUUUGUCUACAGAUAAAGAAACUCGUCUCUCCCCCCUGUCCUUGUUGCCGCGAUAAGCCCAAAUUCCCCGUUUCCUCCUGUCAGUAGGCACAGUUUGUCUUGUUUUCUGGAGUAUUGCAUACUGUAAGCGAAGUGAUAGGAUCGAAUUAUUAUUAAUUAUUAUUAUUAAUGAUUACGUUAUUAAAUUUAGGGUUGUCCAUAAUUUAUCGGAUCUACGUUGAAUUAUCACGGGGAUGUCUCGCGCGCGCGCAUAAUGGUUACAUUGUGUUAUUUUAUAGACGUUUACGAUCUACAAGUUGAUAACGUUAUUGAAUAAAAAUGGACGAGAAAAACGAAAGAAAAAAAUAUUUUAAAAAAGUCAUGUAAAAUAGACAACAUUAGUCAAUUAUAGCGCGGAGCGUCACUCGCUCCUUUCUGAUUUUGUGUUAAUUUGAUUACGGUCCGCAAAAUUGCGUGUGCGGUCAAGGAACUGAAUUAUGGGCAACCGACAAAGGCGAAAAAAGUAAUAAUCAAUUGUUUAGUACCGUGUACUGGCUUCCUGAUCCUCCGAUCUUUAGCUUUACCGAAAGCCGAGUUUUAAAUAUGUGGGAAUACUUAUUACCAUUUACACAUCAUUAAUGAUGACGAUUAAUGCCAUACAUGUUCUGUGAUAAGACCACUUGUAAUUACUGCAAUUGUAUAAUCGAUCCUUUCUAGAGACAGAUCCCUUCCCUCCCCACCCCCAUGACGAUCCUGGCAGCCAGUGAAUUUACUUGUUAUAUAAAAUACAUACGGUAAGCGACAGUCGUUGUAUCCGGACAGUCCCAAACCUAGUGCGCGUCACUAACGAUUUUAAGAUUUUUACACUGUACAUAUCCGCUGGUGUAUUUUAUAAGAACAGAACAAACUCACGUACGAGAAGCCCAUACUUUUACGAAAAAAACUGUACAAUAAUCAGUGUAUGUUAUUUUUGUUUCAAUUUUACAGACUACGCUAAGCUCAUGUUCCUUGAAAAAACACUAUGCUUUAACUCGAAACUGUAAUGUAAAACGCCGAAAAGUUGAUGCGGAUUAAGAAGUUACGCGUUUGCCGUAGCGUCGUCGAGCGAUGCGAUCGAUCGCGUCAAUGAUCAAAAAUUGUGAAGCGAUGGAAAUCUAGUUAGGGAAAUUUUCCACCGUUUUUCUACCGUUGAUCUUUUUAUUUGGAUCUUGGGAUGAUAGGUAGGACUUAAAUAAGAAGAAAAGAGAGUAAAGAUAAUAGAUACGAAAGCGGUGUAGUAGCGAUUUAAGGAACAGACUUUAGCUGUGUUGGAUUCACAUUAAAAAAAAAUCUGCGACCAUUCUCCGAUUCUCAUAUCUAUCUUUGGGACUGUGCGGCGAUUUCUUUGGUGGAACACACGUAACGUUGAAUGUCUUUUCCUAGAGAAAACAAAAUAAACUGGAAAAAAAAAGAUAAUGCGAGAGCAGAGUAAAGCUAAUUCCGAGAUAGACAAUUCAUAAAGUACAGAGAGAAGAAAAACACAUAUACACAGAUGUAGGCGCAAUUCCGUACGAACCCGCAGCAGGAAUAAUACGAGCGUAUGACUGGAUAUAAUUUGAUAAACUAUUAAGUACAAGUAAGACAAGUGUUACCUCAUCAUGAUGAAAGCCGGCGCGUGUUGUCGGUGAUCGCGAUCACCGUCGCCUCUAGCUACUACCGCACGCCCGCUCUCUGAUACACACAUACAAACACACACAUCCGUUGUAUAUUGCAUUUAAAAAUUCAAAGCGCUUUUUUGUAAAAAAAAUUUAUGGUUGCGGUAGUGGCUGAUCUGCGAGAAGUGUCACGCGCGCCGCUCAUUGAACCCAGCUCAUACACGCAGACAUUCAUUUUCCAUUUUACUUUAAGUCAUUGCACCACAUCAAAUAAAUGACAUUUUCAUUAUA
Molecule: messenger RNA, 5247 nt
Organism: Solenopsis invicta (red fire ant)
Lineage: Eukaryota; Metazoa; Arthropoda; Insecta; Hymenoptera; Formicidae
Gene: rdx
Product: protein roadkill
Exons: 8
Coding region: 847-2220 (457 amino acids)
Biological process (GO): regulation of proteolysis; proteasome-mediated ubiquitin-dependent protein catabolic process
Cellular component (GO): cytoplasm; nucleus
Molecular function (GO): ubiquitin protein ligase binding
Source: RefSeq, a predicted model, not a curated record